AUGAAUGUGUAUACUGUUUUUGACUUUGACGAGAAUCGGAUUGGGUUUGCGAUGCGGGCGGAUAACGAAGGUUCUUCCGAUCCUUCCUCCCCUAACCAAAAGCCACCCACAGCUUCAGGAUCCCCGCGCGUCUCCCCCGUCGGACCUCCCAGCGAGGUUAACAGCGGAGGACCGAAACCCGCCGAAUCCUCUCAGAAAAACCCUGAUUCAUCAGAUGGAGUGAAAGGCUUAAGUAUUUCGUCCACUGCUCCAUUGCUAUGGACGCUUGUUUUGUUAUCGUCAACUUUGUCUCCUUGGUGA
Messenger RNA from Blastomyces gilchristii SLH14081, 300 nucleotides. RefSeq lists its product as uncharacterized. The coding region runs from base 1 to 300 and encodes 99 amino acids. NCBI's taxonomy places the organism in Eukaryota, Fungi, Ascomycota, Eurotiomycetes, Onygenales, Ajellomycetaceae. The record is from RefSeq and is a predicted model, not a curated record. The transcript is spliced from 2 exons.